AUGUCAGAACGAGGAAAUCAUCGGGGAAGCCGCCGCGGUGGCCGUGGAGGGGCGGGCCGUGGCAGCCAUGAAGGCGGCCGAGGAGCACAUGGUGGGCAGGGCGCUGAACGAGCAAAAAAGGAGAAUAUCCUCGACCUCAGCAAGUACCUGGACCAGAAGAUUGCCGUGAAGUUCACAGGUGGCCGUGAAGUUACAGGCACACUGAAAGGUUAUGAUGCUCUCAUGAAUCUCGUGCUCGAUGACGUAGAAGAAAUGAUGCACGACGAAGAAAACAAAAUUACCACCCGACCGCUCGGUCUCAUCGUUGCGCGAGGGACUCUUCUUGUUCUAAUAAGCCCCAUGGAUGGGAGUGAAGAGAUUCCGAACCCAUUUGUGCAGCCUGAAGACUGA
Messenger RNA from Blumeria graminis f. sp. triticale, 390 nucleotides. NCBI's taxonomy places the organism in Eukaryota, Fungi, Ascomycota, Leotiomycetes, Helotiales, Erysiphaceae. The record is from the annotation of a GenBank genome assembly.